Molecule: messenger RNA, 2454 nt
Organism: Cajanus cajan (pigeon pea)
Lineage: Eukaryota; Viridiplantae; Streptophyta; Magnoliopsida; Fabales; Fabaceae
Source: RefSeq, a predicted model, not a curated record
AUGCUCUCAUAAAAGUCUUGCCGCAUCGUUUAAUGUAUGAGCCAACACUUAGAGUGUGUGACUAUCACCACUCUCUCCAAGCAGUGACUUCUCAUAAACUUUCCAUUCGCUUUCUGCAUUUCGACUCUUGUAUCACAAGGUGACUGGCUUUGAAAAUCACUUAAAAGAACAUGGCUCCAGGAGACGUUUGUCCGACUGAGGAUGCAAUUAAUGUAUUCAUAGAGCUCUUGGUUGACCCAUUGCUGCCAGCAAAAUCAUGUGUCCAGGAUACUCCCACACUAUCUCAACAGAAGUUAGUUGCAAAACAGGUGCGUUCAGUUGUCUUACUGUACAACUACUACCACAGGAAACGACAUCCAGAGCUAGCAUAUCUGCCAUUUAAUGAAUUUUGCAAGGUGGCUGUGGUUUCGAGGCCAGCUUUAUUAGCAUAUAUGCAAUUCAUGCAAAAUUUAAAUGAAGUAGAGCUCACUGAUGUGGAGACGCAGCUAUCCUUGACAGAAAAAAUAAUUAUGGAUGCAUGUGAUGUAUGUAAAUGUUUAGAUGCAUCAAAGAAUGUUCCUAAUAUACAGGGAUGGCCCAUUACAAAAGUUGCUAUAUUUUUAGUUGAUAGUAAGAAGGAGAACUGUUUUUUGCUGUUUAGUUCCAUUACCAGUGGGGUAUGGUCUCUAGUUGAAAAAGAUCUGGACACCUCCAGUCAAAGUUCUCUGGUUGAAAAAGGUCCGGAAACCUCCAGUCAAAGUUCUGAUGUUACAUCAGGAACAAAACAGUACAAAAAGAAAAGAGUCAUUAGAAAGCCUAUCAAAGAUGAAUCAAAAGUUGAUGAAGAUAUAUUUCUGCAAGUUGGGUAUUCUGCUAUAAGGGAAGCCACAGGUAUCAAUGACACUGAUAUUAAGGUUUUGGAAAGUGACACUGUCUAUUCUGAGAGCAAAGAGAAGGCAGCAUCUCGCUUUUAUAUAAUGCAGUGCUCCCAAUCGACCAAUGAAGAAGCUAUUCAAGUUCCUCUCAAAGAUCUAGUUAAAAGCUUGCAUGGUCCUUUGAUCAGUAAGAGUUCUAGAAGUUGGGCGAUCACUCCAGUAGUUGAUUACUUCCAUGUGCUUCCUUACUCUGAAAUAAUCUCAAAGUGGAUUUUAAGAGUAGCAUUCUCAAAUAGUUUGCUAGAUUCAAGGGUAACAGAGAAAAAUAUAAAGGUGGGCACCCCUGAAGUAACAGAAUUAUAUGUAAAUAAGGAGACAUUUACUGCUGUUGAUAAUAAACCAAAUGGUGAUAAUAUUGAUUCACUGAAGCAGAAAGAGAACAAUGGAAGUUGUACACCUGCAUUAUCUGAUUCUAUCAGUGAGCCCAUGGAAAUAAUUGUGAAUGGAUAUCCAAUUUUCAAAUCCCAGUACAAAGAAAAAUGCAAGAAUAUUAUUGCCAAUACUGUACAAGUUGGUGAAGAUCAAGAAAAAAACAAUCUAACUGUGAAGUAUAACUCUAAUGGCUCUGCAAGUGGUGUUAAGGCCAUAGAGGUUGAUUCAGCAAGGAUGAUUGCUGAAGGUGGAAUCAACAAUCUUGAUUCCAAUAGGCCUAAUACCUCAUCUGAAAAAGGCACACUUGAUGACAGUACACAGACUACAAAUCAUUCUGACUCAGAUCCAGUGAAGCUCCAAAUUCUUUCAGAUUCGAAAAAUAUAUUGUCUCAAACUGCCCUAGCUUCUUUGCUACGAAAGAGGAAUGAAUUGGCCCUUCAGCAGCGCAAGAUAGAGGAUGAGAUAGCUGUUUGCGAUAGAAAAAUUCAUACAAUGGUAACGGAUGGGGAAGAUGACUUUAAAUUAAUGAUUGAAUCAAUUAUAGAAGGCUGCAAUGAUACAUGGAUAAGGAAUCAAGAAAGGACAUGUGAACAACAAAGCUUACCUCUUAAGAGAAAAAAAUUGUCAGAGGCUGUCAUUACCAUGCAAAGUCCAUGCCAGGAACUAGACGAUGUAUGUCGCGCAAACAAUUGGGUCCUACCAACUUAUCAUCUAUCACAUUCAGAUGGUGGAUUUAAAGCCAAUGUAACCGUUAAAGGAGUGGACUUUCAGUGUUCAUUUGAGGGUAACAUGGGUUCAAAUCCUCUUGAAGCUAGAGAAUCAGCUGCAGCUGAGAUGUUGACUAACUUAAGAAGUAUGGCUAAAUUAGCUCAGUGAUGUUGGAAGUUUAGAAAUGGCAUGCUUCCCUUGUGGUUUUUUCUUUUCUAAUAUAGAAUAACAAUAUAAAGAAAACUUCAAUGUUCUUAUGGUUAUAUUAUGGUCCCAAUGAUGGGAUUGAUGACAAUUCUCCCCACUUGUUUGAUCAUUAUGCAGUAUUGUUCCUCAAGUACUUAGGCUUGAUUAUAAUUUUCCUUACUUGAGGAUGUUUAAAAGAGGUUAAUGGUUAUAUACUGAGUAGAAAAAUGUUUUAUAUUUUCAACUAAUCACAAAUCACGAUUUUAUGACUAUA